Messenger RNA from Chaetura pelagica (chimney swift), 2250 nucleotides. It is a transcript of the gene CD36, whose product is annotated as CD36 molecule (thrombospondin receptor). NCBI's taxonomy places the organism in Eukaryota, Metazoa, Chordata, Aves, Apodiformes, Apodidae. Gene Ontology annotation, molecular function: low-density lipoprotein particle receptor activity; scavenger receptor activity; low-density lipoprotein particle binding. Gene Ontology annotation, cellular component: caveola; cytoplasm; cell surface. The record is from RefSeq and is a predicted model, not a curated record. The transcript is spliced from 14 exons. Bases 227 to 1642 code for a protein of 471 amino acids. Gene Ontology annotation, biological process: low-density lipoprotein particle clearance; long-chain fatty acid import into cell; lipid storage.
GUUCUUGGUGGGGAGAUGUAGCUGCUUGUCAUCUUGUAACUUGAUCCAAAUCAUGUGUUAAGUACUUGUCUGUUCAGCUGAAAAGUCAGUUGCCCUUAUUCAAGCUUCUCUUGGGAAGAUCAGUGCGUCUAUUUGGACUAAGAAUUGAGAAAAAAACCCACAAACAUCAAACCUUACAGCAAGGAUAUUUUUACAUUUUCUGCCUGCACCUUGACAAAGGAGAGGAAUGGGCUGUGGCACGAACUGUGGGCUCAUCACUGGGGCCAUCAUCGGUGCUGUUCUGGCUAUCUUUGGGGGAGCUCUGAUACCAAUUGGAGAUUUCCUUAUAGGAAAAGCAAUAAAAAAGGAAGCUGUCAUUGUAAAUGGUACCAUUGCUUAUGACAACUGGGUUGUGCCAGGAAGUUCAGUUUACAGGGAAUUUUGGAUUUUCCAUGUGCAAAAUCCUUCAGAGGUAUUAGAAGAAGGAGCACGUCCAAAACUUGAACAAAGAGGACCUUACACAUACAGGGUGAGAUAUUUACCCAAAGAAAAUAUCACGGAUAACUCUGAUGGCACAAUAUCCUACAUGCUGCCUAAUGUUGCUCGUUUUGAACCUGAUCUCUCUGUUGGGUCAGAAAAUGAUACAUUCACAUGCCUCAACCUUGCUGUUGCUGCUGCACCUUCCUUGUAUACAAACACUUUUAUACAACUACUAUUAAAUACUUGGAUGAAAUCUUCUAAGUCAUAUUUGCUGCAGAACAGAACAGUGAAAGAACUACUGUGGGGAUACAAAGAUCCCUUCUUAAACAAGGUUCCCUUCCCUUUGGACCCAGUUCUGGGAGUCUUCUACCCGUAUAACGGAACAUCUGAUGGACUUUACAGAGUUUACACUGGGGCAGAAGAUAUUAAAAAAACAGCAAUAAUUGAAAGCUAUAAAAACAAAAGGAAUCUUUCAUACUGGGAAGGUCACUGUGAUAUGGUCAAUGGCACAGAUGGGGCAUCAUUCCCACCAUUUGUUAAGAAGAAUCAGGUACUGCGUUUCUUCUCCUCUGACAUCUGCAGAUCGAUCUAUGGAGUUUUCCAGGGCAAGCAGAAUGUGAAGGGAAUCUCACUCUAUCGUUUCGCAGUUCCUCGUGAAGCAUUUGCAUCACCCACUGAAGUUGGAGACAAUUAUUGCUUCUGUACAGAUGAAGUCAUAUCACAGAACUGCACGUUGGCUGGAGUCCUAGACAUAAGUGCCUGCAAAGCAGGAAGACCAGUAUUUAUCUCUCUUCCGCAUUUCCUUCAUGCAAGUGAUUCUAUAUUGCAUGAUGUUGAAGGACUGAGUCCAAAUGAGCAGGAACAUGAGACUUUUCUAGAUAUAGAGCCUACCACUGGUUUUACACUACAGUUUGCAAAAAGGCUGCAAGUAAAUCUCCUUGUGAGACCUGCACCAAAAAUUGAAGCUUUAUCAAAAGUUAAAAAACCUUAUGUUUUUCCUGUUCUUUGGCUAAAUGAGUCUGCUGUUAUUGGGGAUGAGAAAGCAGAAAUGUUCAGAAAGAAAGUCGUGGGUCCUGUCCAGCUGCUGGGUAUGCUGCAGAUGGUGUUACUGAUCACAGGUUCUGUGCUAUUCAUCUCUUUCAUGGGUUCCUUCUUCAUAUGUGUAUCAAAGAAAUCAAAAUAAGGAACAAAAGACUUCAGAAGUAGUCAAUGUUUAAUUGAAAUUUCUGCCAAGCAGCAGUUAAAAUUCAGAGACAAAAGGUAUGAUUUAAGGCACGGUCAGUCCACAUGCUAUGGAAUUCAAUAUGCUUGUCCAUUUUGAGAAGACCAACUCACUAACCCAAAUAAGAUGAUGUUUCUGAAGGUCCACACUUCUGAUAUCACUAAAGAGGCUGCCAUGGAAACUAUGCUUUCAAACAAAUCAUUAUUUGAACUUCGUUGCAAGUUUUAAAUUACAUUCAAGCAGACUGAAGAGGAGGUGCAGUUGGAUUUUAGAUCAUCUUCUGCCAUUUAUGCAACUUGCUACUUUUUUCUUCUGGGAUUUGCAAGACAAGUGAAAGCUGUUUGCUGACCUUCUGUCUCUGAGCACAGGCUGGGAAUGACAACACCAUUGAGCUCAUGCUGUGUUCUAGAUGCUCUCAUUGCAAUUUUUCUUUCAGUUCCUUCAAGGAAUGGAAGCUGCUGCAACAGAACUGCUCUCUGUCCUCUAUUCAGGGAUGUGAACUGCGUUGAAUGUGAAGUUUAUUAUGUAAAGUUACUAACUGUAAUACAUGAAGUUAAUAAAAUACCUAC